Caenorhabditis elegans is the source of this 3231-nucleotide messenger RNA. It is a transcript of the gene eat-6, whose product is annotated as Sodium/potassium-transporting ATPase subunit alpha. Gene Ontology annotation, molecular function: ATP hydrolysis activity; nucleotide binding; ATP binding. The transcript has 5 exons. The record is from RefSeq and is marked reviewed. Gene Ontology annotation, cellular component: plasma membrane; membrane. Lineage: Eukaryota; Metazoa; Nematoda; Chromadorea; Rhabditida; Rhabditidae. The coding region runs from base 9 to 2999 and encodes 996 amino acids. Gene Ontology annotation, biological process: metal ion transport; potassium ion transport.
GGGCCACGAUGGGUAAAAAAGACAAGAAACAGGAGUUACAUGACCUCAAGCAGGAGGUCAAAAUGGACGAGCAUAUCGUUCCGAUUGAGGAGCUUGUUGCCAGACUCGGAACCAAUCUCGAAACGGGAUUGACCCGCCAGAAGGCUCAAGAAGUUCUCGCCAAGAACGGACCAAAUGCUUUGUCACCCCCUGAAACUACCCCAGAAUGGAUCAAGUUCUGUAAGAACUUGUUCGGAGGAUUUGCCAUGCUUCUUUGGGUUGGAGCUAUCCUUUGUUACAUCGCCUACUCUGUGGAUUAUUUCACCAUGGAGUACCCAUCUAAGGAUAACUUGUACCUCGGAAUUGUACUUAUGACUGUCGUCGUCAUCACCGGAGUUUUCCAAUACUAUCAGGAAAGCAAGUCGUCGAAGAUUAUGGAUUCCUUUAAGAACAUGGUUCCAACCUUUGCUCUUGUUCACCGUGAUGGCCAAAAGCAACAAGUGAAGACUGAAGAACUUGUCGUCGGAGACAUUGUUGAAGUCAAAGGAGGAGAUCGUGUUCCAGCUGAUCUUCGUGUUGUCUCUGCUUUCGGAUUCAAGGUUGACAACUCUUCUCUCACCGGAGAGUCUGAGCCACAAUCCCGUUCCCCAGACUGCACCAACGAAAAUCCACUCGAGACCCGUAACAUCGCUUUCUUCUCUACCAACGCUGUUGAAGGAACCGCUAAAGGAAUCGUCAUUUACACUGGAGAUAACACCGUCAUGGGAAGAAUUGCCCAUUUGGCUUCAGGACUUGACACCGGAAUGACCCCAAUUGCUCGUGAAAUUGAGCAUUUCAUCCAUCUUAUUACUGGAGUCGCCGUCUUCCUUGGAAUCUCCUUCUUCAUCAUCGCCUUCAUCCUCGGAUACCAUUGGCUUACCGCUGUUGUUUUCCUCAUCGGUAUCAUCGUCGCCAACGUCCCAGAAGGAUUGAUCGCUACCGUCACUGUGUGCCUUACUCUUACCGCCAAGAGAAUGGCUAGCAAGAACUGCCUUGUCAAGAAUCUUGAAGCUGUCGAGACCCUUGGAUCUACAUCUACCAUUUGCUCUGAUAAGACAGGAACUCUCACCCAAAACAGAAUGACUGUCGCUCACAUGUGGUACGAUGAAACCAUCCAUGAGUGUGAUACCACCGAAACUCAAACCAGCCAGGAAAAGAGAACUGGAGCCAGCUUCGAAGCUCUCGUCCGUAUUGCUUCUCUCUGUAACCGUGCCGAGUUCAAGGCUGGACAACAAGACACUCCAAUUCUUCGUCGUGACUGCACAGGAGAUGCUUCUGAGAUUGCUCUUCUUAAGUUCACUGAGCUUACUCAAGGAAAUGUCAUCGCUGUCCGUGAAAAGAACAAGAAGAUUGCUGAAAUUCCAUUCAACUCCACCAACAAAUACCAAGUUUCGAUUCACGACAAUGGAGAUCAUUACUUGCUUGUUAUGAAGGGUGCUCCAGAAAGAAUUUUGGAUGUUUGCUCGACCAUCUUCUUGAACGGAAAAGAAUCUGAACUUACUGACAAACUUCGCGAAGAUUUCAACACUGCCUAUCUUGAGUUGGGAGGAAUGGGAGAACGUGUUCUCGGAUUCUGUGACUUCGUACUUCCAGCCGACAAGUUCCCGAAAGGAUUCAAAUUCGAUGUUGAAGAGGUUAACUUCCCAUUGAAAAAUUUGAGAUUCGUCGGACUCAUGUCUAUGAUCGAUCCACCACGUGCUGCUGUCCCAGAUGCCGUCGCCAAGUGCCGUUCCGCAGGAAUCAAAGUCGUCAUGGUCACCGGAGAUCACCCAAUCACAGCCAAGGCCAUUGCCAAGUCUGUCGGAAUCAUCUCUGAUGGAACUGAAACCGUUGAAGAUAUUGCUAUCCGUCGUGGAAUUCCAGUCGAAGAAGUCAACCCACGUGAAGCCAAGGCCGCUGUUAUUCACGGAUCCGAUCUCCGUGAGAUGAGCGAGGAUCAGCUUGCCGAGAUCAUCAAGUACCACUCUGAAAUCGUAUUCGCUCGUACUUCACCGCAGCAAAAGCUGAUGAUCGUCGAAGGAUUCCAGAAGCAAGGUCAAAUCGUCGCUGUAACCGGAGACGGAGUCAACGAUUCUCCAGCUUUAAAGAAGGCCGACAUCGGAGUUGCUAUGGGUAUUGCUGGAUCUGAUGUGUCAAAACAAGCUGCUGACAUGAUCUUGCUUGAUGAUAACUUCGCUUCCAUCGUCGUUGGUGUUGAAGAAGGACGUCUUAUUUUCGAUAACUUGAAGAAAUCCAUCGCCUACACACUCACCUCAAAUAUUCCAGAAAUCUCUCCAUUCUUGACCUACAUCCUGUUCGGAAUCCCACUUCCACUCGGAACCGUUACCAUCCUUUGUAUCGAUCUCGGAACUGACAUGGUGCCAGCUAUCUCCCUUGCCUACGAAGAAGCCGAAUCCGACAUCAUGAAGCGUCAGCCACGUGACCCAAUCCGUGACAAGCUUGUAAACGAACGUUUGAUCUCCCUUGCUUAUGGGCAAAUUGGUAUGAUUCAAGCUUCUGCUGGAUUCUUCACCUAUUUCUGGAUCAUGGCUGAUAACGGAUUCAUGCCAUGGGAUCUCUACCAGCUCCGUGCUCAAUGGGAUUCUCGUGCCUACAACAACGUUCUCGAUUCCUACGGACAAGAAUGGACCUAUGCCAACAGAAAGAUCCUCGAAUACACCUGCCAAACCGCCUACUUCGUGUCCAUUGUUGUUGUACAAUGGGCUGAUUUGAUCAUCUCCAAGACCAGACGUAACUCCCUUGUCCAACAGGGAAUGUCCAACUGGACCCUCAACUUUGGACUUGUCUUCGAAACCGCCCUUGCCUGGUUCAUGUGCUAUUGCCCAGGACUUGACAAUGGACUUCGUAUGUACGGACUCAGAUUCUCCUGGUGGUUCUGUGCCCUUCCAUUCUCAAUCCUCAUCUUCGUCUACGACGAGAUCCGUCGUUUCUUGAUUCGCAGAUAUCCAGGAGGAUGGGUCGAGCGUGAGACCUACUACUAAAGAACAGCUUGUGAAUCUUUGUAGAAUUUUCUAUUUUUUAUCUUAGUUUUUUAUUGUUUCCCAUCUCAUUCCGAUCUAAUAAUUUCUUUCAUUUAGUGAUGCUACUUUCUGUCGUCGUUUUGUGAACUUUGUAUUGCAUUCUCGAAAAUUCAAGUCGACAGAAAGUCCCGUCCUAUACCAUUUUUUUUCUCGUUUUUCGUAUGUCAAGUAGAACUAAUAAAUCAUGCUCGAG